Messenger RNA from Triticum urartu, 1634 nucleotides. RefSeq names its product putative amino acid permease 7. Lineage: Eukaryota; Viridiplantae; Streptophyta; Magnoliopsida; Poales; Poaceae. The record is from RefSeq and is a predicted model, not a curated record.
CUCGUCAGAUCGGUCAAACUCUCGACUCCCCCGUGUGGACUCCCGAGUCCCCCGGAUCGACGCCGUCAACAACGACAAUGGCGCCGUCGUCGCACCGCGGCGGCCAGCCCCUCGACCUCGACGCCGCGCCCGCCGCUCCCGCGCUCGACGACGACGGCCGCGUCGCCCGCACGGGGAACCUCUGGACGUGCGUGGCGCACAUCAUCACCGGCGUGAUCGGGGCCGGCGUGCUCGCGCUCUCCUGGAGCGUCGCGCAGCUCGGCUGGGUGGCCGGCCCCGUCGCCAUGGUCUGCUUCGCCGCCGUCACCUACGUCUCCGCCGUCCUGCUCUCCCACUGCUACCGCUCCCCCGCCGCCCCCGGUGGCCCGGACUUGCCGUCGUCCGAGGGGGACAAGACGCGGCGGAACUACACCUACAUGGGCGCCGUCCGGGCGCUCCUCGGCCGGAAGCACACCUACGUCUGCGGCUCGCUCCAGUACCUCUACCUCUACGGGAUCGGCGUCGCCUACACCAUCACCACCGCCACCUGCCUCGGCGCGAUCAAGAAGGCCAACUGCUACCACGACCACGGCCGCGGCGCCGCCCGCUGCACCUCGGACGACCGCGAGCAGCACCUCUUCAUGCUGCUCUUCGGCGUCGCGCAGCUGGUGCUCUCCUUCAUCCCCAACUUCCACAGCAUGGCCUGGCUCUCCGUCGUGGCCGCCGUCAUGUCCUUCACCUACUCCGGCAUCGGCCUCGGCCUGGGCCUCUCCAAGACAAUAGGCGACGGCGUGAUCCGAGGCAGCGUCGCCGGCGUCCCGAUGCACACCCCGAUGCAGAAAAUGUGGCGGGUGUCCCAGGCCAUCGGCGACAUCGCGUUCGCCUACCCGUACUCCAUCGUGCUCCUGGAGAUACAGGACACGCUGCGGUCGUCGCCGCCGGAGGGGGACACCCUGAGGAAGGGGAACGUGAUCGCGAUGCUCGCCACCACCUUCUUCUACCUCUGCGUGGGCUGCUUCGGCUACGCCGCCUUCGGCGACGCGGCGCCGGGGAACCUGCUCACCGGCUUCGGCUUCUACGAGCCCUACUGGCUCGUGGACUUCGCCAACGCCUGCAUCGUGCUCCACAUCCUCGGCGGCUACCAGUUCUUCAGCCAGCAGAUCUUCACCGUCUGGGACCGCUGGCUGGAGGCGCGGUUCCCGGAGAGCGCCUUCGUGUGCCGGACCUACGCCGUGAGGCUCGUGCCGGGCCUGCCCCGCUACGGGCUGAACCUGCAGCGGGUCUGCUUCCGGACGGCGUACGUGGCCAGCACCACCGCGCUGGCCGUCGUGUUCCCCUACUUCAACGAGGUGCUGGGCCUCCUCGGCGCGCUCAUCUUCUGGCCGCUCAUCAUCUACCUCCCCGUCGAGAUGUACUGCGUGCAGCGCCGGGUCCGGGCAUGGACGCCGACGUGGGUCGCGCUGCAGGCGUUCAACGUCGCAUGCUUCGCCGUCGGGACCUUCGCCUUCGUCGGCUGCGUCCAGGGCGUCGUCCAAAAGAGGCUCGCCUCCUAGGCCAGACCGUCCAUUGUUGUUGUUGUACAUGUCAUCCAGUAGCUAGCACUUUACAAACUGCCCAGUUGUACGAAAUUUGUUGUACAUAUCUUCCUGCUAGCC